GUUCAAACUGGGAAAAUGGCGGCAGCUCCGGAGUUAGUGGCCCUUUCCCCGCCGCGGGCCGUGGGAAGAGUAGCCGCGACAGACGUCCGGGCCUCGUUCUCCGACCCCCGAGAGGCCGUCCGGGAGCGCUGCACCUCGAAGCGGGCCGUGACGGACAUGCUGGAGCUGUGCGGCGGCUUCGUGCAAAAUCUCGGGGACGCGCUGCCAGAGGAGAUUCGGGAGCUCGCGCUGCGAGGUUCGCAUGGAUACGGGCCCAGUCGUCGUCUCUUCUCGCCCGCUUACCGCACACCCAGCCUCUUGUAUGGAAAAUGCAGAGGAGAAACAAUAGCUGAGGAGAUCAGUGAAGCCAUGAAGUCCUUGCCUGCACUAAUUGAACAAGGAAAUGGAUUUUCCAAAGUUUUAAAGAUGCACCUUAUUAUCCAGCUCCAGCAAGUCCACCAAGAAGUCUUUUCUGGUUGUUAUGGGAAACCAGAUGUCAAACCAGAGAGCUUUGUAACACAAAUAGAAACUACACCCACAGAGACUUCCACCAGGAACACUGCUGACCUGGUAGUGAAAAGAAAGAAAGCUAAAGUCUGUCCCCAGAGAAAAUGGUAUCCAUUGCGGCCAAAGAGAAUUAAUCUUGAUACAUAAGCUUUUUUGUUCUUUGGGAGUUGAAAUUAGGCACUAUCAACAUUUAGAUUACACCUCAGUGCCUAGGCAGGACCUGAUUUAAAACAAUAAAUAACUCUUUAGUGAUUCCUUUAUACAAAUGUAGUAGCUCUAUGCUGGCAUAUGAUGUAAUAUUACUGUAUUUCUUUCAUGUAUAGUUGAUGAAAAUCAUAUUUUAAAACCAUUGGCACAAAGCCCAUCAAUGCACAUUAAGACUGCAGAUUUUAACUGUCCUUAAAUGCCAUCACCUCUUGCCUGCCUUCUAGCUUUUAUGGAAUUUCACGAAUCACAUAUUCUGUUGGGUUUUUGGGAUAUAUGUCUU
Messenger RNA from Manis pentadactyla (Chinese pangolin), 973 nucleotides. Its product is annotated as kinetochore-associated protein NSL1 homolog. The record is from RefSeq and is a predicted model, not a curated record. Gene Ontology annotation, cellular component: MIS12/MIND type complex; kinetochore. Lineage: Eukaryota; Metazoa; Chordata; Mammalia; Pholidota; Manidae. Gene Ontology annotation, biological process: mitotic sister chromatid segregation.